This is a messenger RNA of Triplophysa dalaica, 521 nucleotides long. It is a transcript of the gene s100a1, whose product is annotated as S100 calcium binding protein A1. The record is from RefSeq and is a predicted model, not a curated record. Lineage: Eukaryota; Metazoa; Chordata; Actinopteri; Cypriniformes; Nemacheilidae. The transcript has 3 exons. Gene Ontology annotation, molecular function: calcium ion binding. The coding region runs from base 113 to 403 and encodes 96 amino acids.
GGUGAAUCGACGCUAUUUAAUUGCGAUGCUUUCGGGCGCAUUCAACAGCUUCGUCAGACGCAAGGUGCAGCUUCAUUUUGCUCGGGUAGUGGUCAUUUAAUUAAAAAGCACCAUGGUUUCGCAGCUGGAAAAUGCAAUGGAAAGCCUGAUUAAAGUCUUCCACACAUACUCUUCUAAAGAAGGAGACAAAUACAAGCUGAGCAAAGCAGAGCUCAAAAGCUUGCUUCAAGGAGAGCUCAAUGACUUUUUAACAGCGAGUAAAGACCCCAUGGUCGUGGAGAAGAUCAUGUCUGAUUUGGACGAGAAUCGAGAUGGGGAGGUGGACUUCCAGGAGUUUGUUGUGUUGGUUGCUGCCCUCACAGUGGCAUGUAAUGAAUUCUUUGUAGAAAGCAUGAAGAAUUAAAUGUCUUCACUUUCACAAGUGAAUGUCUUGCCAUUUGAAUGAGACUAUUUGUAACUUGCUAUUUAUGAGAAAUAAAGGCUCUGCAUGUGACUUAAGAAAAUGUGUAUGGAAAGUAAAA